Haplochromis burtoni (Burton's mouthbrooder) is the source of this 3688-nucleotide messenger RNA. Its product is annotated as RNA-binding protein MEX3B. The record is from RefSeq and is a predicted model, not a curated record. NCBI's taxonomy places the organism in Eukaryota, Metazoa, Chordata, Actinopteri, Cichliformes, Cichlidae. The transcript has 5 exons. Gene Ontology annotation, molecular function: RNA binding. Bases 167 to 2182 code for a protein of 671 amino acids.
AUGCGCCUCAAUAAAGAAGAGAAGAGGAGCGCCGUAAAGACAAAACAAAGCCACACAUUUCAACGAACAGGCGCUGGUCGCUUUUUUAUUUUUAUUUUUUGUAAUCAAACAAAUUUCAUUCAUUAUUCAUAACGAUUACCGGCAAUAUCAAUAAAAGGCUUGCAUCAUGCCGAGUAGUACGUCUUUGCUGGAGGCCGAUGAGGGAGAGUCCGAGGUCCCACCGCCGCUCCUGCACGCUUUCGCCGGUAUGGGCCUUGACGAGCAGCACGGCGCUCAUAGCCAGACGCCCGAACUAGCUGACGAGAGCCUCCCCUUUCACCACCUCCCGCUCUCCUCGGUCUCCCAUUUCAGCCUCCUCGGUACGGUCCUCGACUUGAAGCCCUUGCCACUGCCUCGUCCGCCCUCGGGAGACGAAAUUAACAAAACGGCAGCGGCUGAGGACGAGGAGGAGCCAUUAGUUGCAACCGAUUCCUCGUUGCUAACGCAGGCCCACCACCGCAACCAACACCUACUUUCUGGGCCGGCUAGCUCCGGGAUGGAGCACAUCGAGACUGUGUUGCUAUACAACGGAGACGAGCGGGACGAUCCUGCGGUCGGCGGCGCUCUCCCGCCGGCUAACAGCAUGACGAUGCUACCGUCCGGCGGGUUCGGGGAGCCGGAUUACGGAGAGGCCGAGACAUCACUGUUGAACCGGCGUAAGAGCGUAAACACGACCGAGUGUGUGGCCGUGCCGAGCUCGGAGCACGUCGCGGAGAUCGUUGGCAGGCAGGGCUGUAAGAUCAAGGCACUUCGAGCCAAGACCAACACCUACAUUAAGACACCAGUGAGGGGGGAACAGCCAGUCUUUGUUGUGACGGGGCGUAAAGAAGAUGUGGCCAUGGCUAAAAGGGAGAUCAUGUCUGCGGCUGAGCACUUUUCCCUUAUCAGAGCCUCUCGGAACAGGACGGGCCCUCUUACUGCAGGAGCCAGCCUCGGGACUCCGGCUUUACCUGGACGGACUACAAUUCAGGUGCGGGUACCAUAUCGUGUUGUUGGGUUGGUUGUGGGUCCUAAAGGAGCAACCAUAAAACGCAUUCAGCAGCAGACCCACACCUACAUUGUGACGCCGAGCCGGGACAAAGAGCCAGUGUUUGAGGUUACGGGCAUGCCGGAAAACGUGGACCGGGCAAGGGAGGAGAUAGAGGCCCAUAUCGCCCUCCGCACCGGAACCUGCGGGGGCAUCGAGGCUCCAGGUGUAGACAACAAUGACUUUCAGUUCAACGGGACAGAUGUCAGCUUCGAGACAUCGGCUGUUUUGGGAGAGGCCGGAUGGCUUCAGGCAGUUGCAUCAUCACCAGGCGGCGGUGGCUUGCUGCCACUAAACAUCAGCGGUACUCAGCGAGUCAAUAGCAAUAUCAACAAUGGCGCCAGGAUGUCUUCCAACUACCGCAACGACAGCUCCAGCUCCCUGGGCAGCGGCACCAGCUCAGCCGAUUCUUUUUAUAGCAGCGGGAACGUCAACCGACUGGCAGAUGUCAGCCCGACCGGCCCGUUUAAUGCCAACGCUAACAACAACAGCAAUGGCGGCAGUGCAAGUUUCUGGUUUGGCGAGGGCCUUCUUCCCGUGGGGUCUGAGGAGCUGGUUGGGCUGGGAGGUGGAGGCUCCUCCUCAGGAUUUGACCCAUUAACCAUUUCCACUGCCCAUUCGUCACACCCUACUGCACAGCCACACAUCUGGAGCCCCUUUGUGGACCACCAGCCCCUCCAGGCCUUUGAUGCUCUUCAGUCUCAGACAAGCCAGCCUGGGACACCCCGGCUCUCGCCAACCUUCUCUGGGACCGAUGCCCUGGAGCAUCCUCAGGCCCAGCGUGUUCACCGGGGACCGUUUGGCUCGGCCGGGGCUCUCGACGCCCACAGGUUCCCCUCUUACAGCUCAGCCUUCUCCUCCUCAAGUGAAAGCACCGCCUCCUCUUCCUCCCCUCCCGAAUCCUCGCUCGCCUAUCGACUGGGGCUCGGAUCAACAGGGAGGGGACAGGAUUUGUGCGUCCAGUGUAUGAAUAACCAGGCGAUCGCCGCCUUGGUUCCUUGCGGCCAUAACCUCUUCUGUCUAAAUUGUGCCACCCAGAUAUGCCAGGGUCCAGAUGCUGUGUGCCCUGAGUGUCUGUCCCCAGCCACCCAGGCCAUUCAGCUUCGCAAUAUGUGAUUUUCUUCUUCUUCUCUUUUUUUCCCCUUAAUUUCCUUUAUAACUGAUUAGAGAUCAGCCUGCCCAACACUUAUGGUUCAUGACGUGUGUGUGUGUGUGUGUGUGUGUGUGUGUAGGGGAGGGAAAUACAAAACUGACCCCAGGUCAGUGUCUAAGUGUAAUUCUCAUCUGGCUUCCUUUAAGCUGGUGAAGCAGAGUAGGUGAAUAAGGAAUGAUGUUGAUUUAGGGCCGAGGUUAGGGUGCUGAGCCCGUUCACGUGCCUGGUAUUGUGAAGUCUUCUUCCUUGAUUGAUCAACGAGAGGGUUCGAAACCCUCUAUGUAGCAUUGGGGGGAGGGUGGGGUUGGGAUAGAUAUAUUUUUUGAUUCAUAUUUUCUUUUUUGUCCUUAAAAUCUUUAGUUAUUGUUAUUUUUUUGUACCUACCUAUAAUUUUAUUUGUUUUAAAUUGAGUUUGAAUUCUAUUGGCCUUUUUUGUCUACAUCUCAAAAGUUUUUUUUUCGUUAAAAUACAUUGAAUUAUGGCCAAGACCCUUUGCCUUUAUUUUAAGUAAAAGAAAAAAAAAAGUAGAGGCAAAUGAGUUUCCAUGAGUUCCACAUGUGACUGUAUAACUACACUAUUAAGGAAAAAUAGUGUUCUUCUUGUUACUUAAAAACAAACAAACAAAAAACCAAGUUAAUGCAGUAAAUCUGAUACAGCGUAGAUCGUCUUUUCAGAAUUCAUGUUUCCCAGAUGAUUGGUGCAAAUAUCAUCAGGCUACCGGCGCACACCUGCGCGUCUUUAAAAAGGAUGUUUACAUUCAGUAGGACUUGAAUGAGAGGUUUUGAGUACUGCUAAUAUAAUAACAGUGUAACACACACGGACACACACCCGCGGCGUGUUUUGACUUUAUUAACUACAAUUUGAAAGUUGUCGCACUCCAACGGCAAUCUCUCGUUGCCUCAUUUCUUUAUUCUUUUCCCAGAAUAACACCGACAAGUGAGUAACUUUUUUUUAUUACUUUUGGGGUCGAGAUACCGCUUCAGUAUCGCCACGUUGCUUUCCACUUAUACUUACAAACUGUUUACGGUAAACUUGUGCCUAAUUCCACUCUGAGUGUAAACAGAAGUAAACCGGUUCAGCGGACACAUGGCGUUGCUCUAUCUUUAAACAAACUUGUGGCCUUUUUUUGGGAAGCCAGUAAUUAAUUCACAACACUAUCUUCAGAUCCAGAUUUUCGGGCUCAAAAGAACACAAGCUGACAGACCGAAGUCUUAAUAUAUUUGUCGAGGUUCAGUCUCCCAAGACGCUCCUCGCUGGAACAAAUCUUGUCUCACGAGGACGCUUUCUUUCGCUUCCUAUUUUCCCAAGCUGAUAUCGAGCGUUGCGUUCAUAUUUUUUGGCACCAAACUUUCUUAUUUUGUCCAUUUCUGUUGUCGCAUUUCCCCACCCCCACCUCAGUUUAUUUACUUCUAAUUUAUAUGUCCGUUACGACCUCGUAUGGAAACAAAGUACUGUUUUUCAGCCAAAAA